ACUCUAUAGUUAAAGUAGUAUAUGCUUUAAUUGUACUAUUGUGCUAUUUGAUAAUAUUAUAUGUUGACAGACUACAUAUUAUGGCAAUGCAACCGACAGCUGUUAUAGCGUUGUUCCGGUUUGUGAAUUUCGCAAUUGAUUCGUCGAUGUACCCGUAAAAAAAUAAUAAAUAAAAAAUAAAUAAUAAUUUGAAACAAUGACGCGACGUAAACACACGUAUUAUGAGAAAAUUGAUCACACACACACACACACACACUACUUUAUUGAAUGACUCGAUAGAAUAUUAAUUGAUGAUAUUAAUGCCGAUGCAAAUAUACGAUACAGAAUGUACUUUAAUCCGACCAUAACGGGGCAUUAUAAUUAAUUUCGCAGAGAAUGUUAAUGAUUUUAGAAUAUAAAUGAAUGUUAAAUAUGCUGAAUGUAUAUAAACAAGGCUAUAAAAUCGUCAGUCUGUUAACGACAGUGAUUAUAUGGAUAUUUCCUAUAGAAAUAUUAGACUUUCGGUCGUUUUAUUAGCUACAUAAUUAUCUUUGUCUUAUAAUACAUUUCUUCUUUUAAAUGUAAAUCCAAACAUGUUUUCCAUAGUAUACAAUGUGUGGCCAAUAAUAAAAGAGACUAUAGUUGAAUAUAUCGAUGUGGAUUUUACUUUGUGGCUGACAUGGCUCUUAAUGCCACUUCUCAUAACAUUUUUGCUCCCGCUUGUGAUUGCGCUGUUGUUGUAUUCAACUUCCAUAAUAUUAUAUAUCUACAAAUUACACAGAGUAAGACUAAGAAAUGCUUAUGGCACUGCGUGGCAAAAUGCAGCACGUUAUAUGGUCGCAGCUCUCUGGGACGCACAUGGUUGGAUUUGGCAUGGAUAUGAAAUUGUGGGUUUAGAGAAUAUUCCACAGGAUGAACCAGUAUUGUUUAUAUAUUACCAUGGAGCUAUUCCAAUUGAUUUGUAUUAUUUCACAUCCAAAGUAUUUUUAUUUAAUUCAAAACUAGUCCAUACCGUAGCAGAUCGAUUUCUCUUUAAAUUUCCUGGAUGGUCCAUCAUUUCUGAUGUUCUGAAAGUGAUACCUGGCACAGUUCAAACAUGUUCUGCUAUUUUAAAGGAGGGCAAUAUGCUCUCUAUCUCUCCAGGUGGAGUAUAUGAAGCUCAAUUUGGAGAUUCUUAUUACGAACUUAUGUGGAAAAAAAGAAUGGGUUUUGCAAAAGUUGCAUUAGAUGCAAAAGUGAGUAUAGUUCCUUUCUUUACAAGAAAUAUCAGAGAAGCAUUUAGAACAAUAAGUUGGGGAAGAAGAAUGUGGCUGAGGAUAUAUACUUGGACAAAAUUUCCUUUUGUACCAAUUUAUGGUGGCUUUCCAGUAAAAUUGGUAACAUAUGUGGGUAAACCUAUUCCAUAUGAUGGAAAUCUUACACCUGAAGAGUUGCAGCUAAAGGUUGCUAAUGCUCUUAGGAAUUUAAUAAAAGAACAACAAUUAAUACCUGGUAACAUAACACGGGCUUUGAUGGAAAGAAUACGUACAAUACAUACUGUAGAAAGAUAAGGUUAACAAGUCUUCUUUCAUGUACUUAACAGUUAAUAAGGUGCAAAAUUUUCAGUAUAUCUUAGAAAUUAUUUUAAUUUAAUUGAUUAUAGAUGUUGAUAUUAAACGUUAGAUGUAGUAAACUUAAAAUGAUAAAAACAAGCUUUUUCUACAUUUAUAUUUGGUUUAUAUUUGUACUUAAAUACAUAAUUGGUUGUAAGUAAUUUAUAAUAUAUUUAUAAUAUUUUUAUAUAUGUAUGUGUGAACGCAGGAAAAAUAGGAAUACCUUACAUACAAAUUUAUAGACAUAUUGGUACAUUUCAUGAUAUAUACAUCUAUAUGACAUCUAUAUGACAUAUGACCAAAUUUGUGUAUGAAGAUACUUUUGUUUCUAUAUAAUUUCAUAUACAAAUAGCACUUAAUGUAAAAUAAUUUCCUGUACAUUGUUUUAAGUAUAAAAGCAAAUGUGAUUAUUUAACA
Molecule: messenger RNA, 1988 nt
Organism: Camponotus floridanus (Florida carpenter ant)
Lineage: Eukaryota; Metazoa; Arthropoda; Insecta; Hymenoptera; Formicidae
Product: transmembrane protein 68
Exons: 6
Coding region: 573-1529 (318 amino acids)
Cellular component (GO): membrane
Molecular function (GO): acyltransferase activity
Source: RefSeq, a predicted model, not a curated record